UCCUGCAAAGGCGCGCCGCGUACUCAGGACGCUGCUGAUUGGCGCGUUUGACGGCGCGCGCUGAAUUCGUGCCCGAGAAGAGGAGAAGCGCCUGUAAUUCCCCACCCUCUUGUUUGCAUUGUGCUGCAGCUCGCGCUUUGUAUGCGCGACGGCCCGGCCGGGAGGAAUUGUGUGUGUGCGCGCGUCUGUGUUUGCGGGACCGUGGACCGAAGUCUCCGAGGAACUCGAGAGAUUGGGCUUCUGUGGUCUCCUCCUCCUCUGGAGAAGCGCGCAUGAUGGCGGCAGCGGCCGUCCCGGCCGUGGUGGUAGAGGUGAGCAUGAGCAGCACCGGGAGUAGCAGCAGCGACACUUCCAGCACGGGCGAGGAGGAGAGGAUGAGGCGCCUUUUCCAGACCUGCGACGGCGACGGCGACGGUUAUAUCAGCAGGAAUGACUUGCUGAUGGUUUGCCGCCAGCUGAACAUGGAGGAUUCUGUUGCUGAGAUCAUGCACCAACUUGGUGCAGAUGAAAAUGGGAAGAUCUCCUUUCAGGAUUUCACAAGAUGUCGCAUGCAGCUUGUGCGAGAAAUCAGAAAGGAAGAAGUGGAACUUUCUGUGAAAUCAGAUGAGUCUUGUAAAAAGAAAACAUUAAGGAAUAGAAUAGCUUCCUGGCCAACAAGCAGUGAUAACAGUUUGGGUGCCCUCUCAGGAGCUAGAGAAAGUUGGGAAUAUGAUUCUGGAGCUAGAGACCUUCAGAGCCCUGACUUGCACAGUCGUUCAACUCUGCAGAAGCUCUUGGAAUAUGGAGGCAACACUAUGAAUCAACAAAUUGCAUUGCAGAGACUGUUUACACAAACCUCCAAUUUUAGUAAUUCAGUUGGGAGAAGUUACCUAGAACUUGCUAACACUCUUCACUUAGCAGCACUGGCAUCUCUGAAGGUAGACAUCGUUGAACUUAAUAAGCGCCUACAGCAAACGGAACGAGAAAGGGAUUUGUUGGAAAAGAAAUUGGCAAAGGCACAGUGUGAACAGUCUCACCUAAUGAGAGAACAUGAAGAUGUGCAAGAGCGGACAACCCUUCGCUAUGAGGAACGAAUCACAGAACUCCACAGCAUUAUUGCAGAGCUAAACAAAAAAAUAGAUCGACUGCAAGGAACUACUAUAAGGGAAGAAGAUGAGUAUUCAGAACUGCGAUCGGAACUUAGUCAUAGCCAGCAUGAAGCCAAUGAAGAUUCACACAGCAUGGACCAAGAUCAAACUUCUGUUUCUGUCCCAGAGAACCAGUCAACUAUGGUCACAGCUGAUAUGGAUACAUGUAGUGACUUGAACUCUGAACUUCAGAGAGUGCUGACGGGACUGGAGAAUGUUGUCUGCGGGAGGAAGAAGAGCAGCUGCAGUUUGUCUGUGGCAGAUGUGGACAGACAUAUCGAACAGCUCACCACUGCCAGUGAACACUGUGACUUAGCCAUUAAGACAGUUGAAGAGAUUGAAGGUGUGCUAGGGCGGGACCUAUAUCCAAAUCUGGCUGAAGAGAGGUCUCGAUGGGAGAAGGAAUUAGCAGGCUUGAGGGAAGAAAAUGAGAGCCUUACAGCAAUGCUGUGCAGCAAGGAGGAGGAGCUAAACAGAACCAAGGCCACCAUGAAUGCUAUCCGGGAAGAACGAGACAGAUUGCGCAGAAGGGUUCGAGAACUGCAGACACGUUUACAAAGUGUCCAGGCAACUGGCCCAUCGAGUCCAGGUCGUCUCACUCCUGCCAACCGUCCCAUUAACCCUAGCACAGGUGAACUGAGCACAAGCAGCAGCAGUAAUGACAUCCCCAUUGCCAAGAUCGCCGAACGAGUAAAACUCUCAAAGACAAGAUCAGAAUCUUCAGCAUCUGACCGCCCAGUCCUUGGGUCAGAAAUCAGCAGUAUAGGGGUAUCUAGUAGUGUAGCAGAACACCUAGCCCAUUCUCUUCAAGACUGUUCCAACAUCCAGGAAAUCUUCCAGACACUCUACUCACAUGGAUCUGCUAUCUCUGAAAGCAAAAUCCGAGAAUUUGAAGUGGAAACUGAGCGGUUGAACAGCCGCAUUGAGCAUUUAAAAUCUCAGAAUGAUUUAUUGACAAUAACUCUGGAAGAAUGUAAGAGUAAUGCUGAGAGGAUGAGUAUGCUGGUUGGAAAAUAUGAAUCCAAUGCCACAGCCCUCAGGCUCGCAUUGCAAUACAGUGAACAGUGCAUUGAAGCGUAUGAGUUGCUGUUAGCAUUGGCAGAAAGUGAACAGUCUCUCAUUCUUGGACAAUUCAGAGCUGCAGGUGUCGGGUCUGUUGGGGACCAAACAGGUGAUGAAAACAUCACUCAGAUGCUUAAAAGAGCUCAUGACUGCAGGAAGACAGCUGAGAAUGCAGCAAAAGCCCUGCUGAUGAAAUUGGACGGGAGCUGUGGAGGAGCCUAUGCAGUCACUGGUUGUAGUGUGCAGCCCUGGGAGAGCCUCUCAUCCAAUAGCCACACCAGUACUACUAGUUCAACAGCAAGUAGUUGUGAUACAGAGUUCACAAAGGAGGAUGAACAAAGGCUGAAGGACUACAUUCAGCAGCUGAAGAAUGACAGGGCAGCUGUCAAGCUGACCAUGUUGGAGCUGGAGAGCAUCCAUAUUGAUCCACUCAGUUACGAUGUCAAGCCUCGCGGAGACAGCCAAAGGCUGGAUCUUGAAAAUGCUGUACUCAUGCAGGAACUCAUGGCAAUGAAGGAGGAAAUGGCAGAGCUGAAGGCACAGCUGUACUUGCUAGAAAAAGAGAAGAAAGCCCUUGAGCUGAAGCUGAGCAGUCGAGAAGCUCAAGAGCAGGCAUACCUGGUCCACAUUGAGCACCUGAAAUCAGAAGUGGAAGAACAAAACGAACAGAGAAUGAGGUCACUAAGCUCAUCUAGUACCACCAGCAAAGACAAGUCAAGUAAGGAAUGCACAGAUGGCACCACAGGAUCGUUAACGCUAACUGAGGUGAAACCCUACAGUGAAAGUGAACUGACUACAGAACUAGCAAAUGCUGUUAGGCGAGAAAAGAAACUGAAAGCCAGAGUGCAGGAGUUGGUGAGUGCCUUAGAAAGACUAACAAAGAGCAGUGAAAUCCGUCACCAGCAGUCUGCAGAGUUUGUUAAUGACUUGAAAAGAGCAAACAGUAACCUUGUGGCCGCCUAUGAGAAAGCAAAGAAGAAGCAUCAAAACAAGCUGAAGAAACUGGAAUCCCAAAUGAUGGCUAUGGUUGAAAGGCACGAGACACAAGUGAGGAUGCUCAAACAAAGGAUUGCUUUGCUGGAAGAGGAGAACUCGAGACCCCAUACUAAUGAAACAUCACUUUGAGCAGAGGGGAAGGUUUUUGUAAACAGUAAGAAUCUUAUGUGCCAUUGCAAAUUUGACUCCUUGAAAUACUUGUUUAGGUGGUGGACACGGUGGUUAGUGCCUCAAAGAGAGGUUAUGGCUUUGAAAAUACAUAGCCACAAGGAGGAGCCAAAAAAUGAAAUGCAGUUUUGGAUGGCUGUGCAUAAUCAGAUGGUGCCUAAUGGUUAAUGUACCUGUUUAUCAAGGCUCCGUGUAAUUGUUUUUUUAUUUACUAUUUCCCUUUUUUCUUCCUCCCAAGUUUUUAGGUCAGGAACACUCUUCUGUUCUUAGGCAUCAAGCACUCUGUGUCCAUUGCAUUUUUGAGGGAAUGUUUUAAAAUGAGCCCCUGUGAGCCAGGGGGCUCAAGAUGAACGGUUGCAUUGCUCUCCAACCCAUCUCCUCUACCUCUUUCCUGACAUUCUCACCCUGCUUCUCUUCAGUGGAAAUGCUAAGGCACUUCCUAGGGGGACAGUUAGUCAUUUAUUUGUAGCCAGAUUGCUGCUACAGAUCAAACCAAGCAACACCACCACACACCUGCAAGAGUGCCAGGCAUCGAAGGAAGCAUGGGAACUCUUACCUCUCCAGGUGGCUGGAGCCAAUUAGCUCUGCAUGCAUGCAGUUAAUGCUGCUAAGUGAGUAUUUAAAUGGGAAGUGGCCAUGCAAUUGCAUCCACAGGCUGUUUCAAGAGGUUAUGCAAAGGUGCUUUAAAACUCACAUUUUUUAGUAUGCUGGCUCAGUGCCUGACAUCCUCCAAUUUACUUGGGAACUGUGCUGUUUCAACCUCUUCUAGUCCAAAUGUAUUGGCAGGAUCAACACAGGAACUCCAAUGACUGGAUCUCAAAACCAGGUGGAAUUAUUGGUGCUUCUUCUAUGGUAUAUUUUUAUAUACCAGUUCCUGUUUGUUGCUACUGUUGCUGGGCAAUCAGUCACGUUUUGAAAGUGCCCUAAAGAUACACUGGUAUAUCAAAUCUGAUAAACUUGCCAUUUCCUGAAAUUUUGUAUGUCAAGGGAAUGUAAUCUAUAUUCUGAGAAUAACCACCCUAAUUACUAAACGUUGGUACACGUUAUUCAUAAGAGGGUACAUUACAUUGUAGCAACUAUACAUUUUACAACACUGGACACUGUGGCAAAACUAUAUCACAAGACACCAUUUACCUUUUGUUUUUCAACAAAUGGUUUUGAGGGGCUGUUGUGCGAGGUGGGACGAAAGAGUACAUUUUUGGCAAAAUUUCCCUAAAACUGACUAGAUGCAAUUCCUGUACAGUGUCAAACUGAUCAAAUCAUCAAGUUCACUUCAGCUUGAAAGCCUGAAAAUCAGUUUGGUUAUAAGGAAUGUUCCUAAUCAAAUGAAUGUAGAUAAGCUCCCUAAAAAGUUGUGGUGUGGAGUCACUUGCAAAGGGCCCAGAUAUAGUGCUAGUUCUGUCCACUCAAUCCUGUGUUUUAUAGGGCUGAGUGGACAGAUAGAUAUCAACAGGAAUGGAGCAGGAGGCUACCCUAAAAAAUAUUUGCCUUUGUUUUAAAGAUUAAACAGAGGCUAGCAUGUCUCUUACUAAAUUUAGCCAGUUCUUUAUAUUCUUCUUUAGUCAUAAAUGCAGCAAUAACUCACUGGUGGCAUCAAAAGAAGCAGAUUAGAUGAACAAUAGAUUGCCGUCUGGAAAUCAAGGGAGAAAAAUGUGCUGUUAGAUUUUUUUUUCCCCUUGUACUGAUUCGCUAAACACUUCUGAUAAAGCCAACAGACCUAAGAUCUUCUAGUGUUCUUCCAUAUAUUUCACUGUAGCUGAUCUUGGGUGCUUUUCUGGGCAGAUUUUGGGCUUUUGCUGCUGUGCCUCUUCUAUGUUGUAGCAUUUUAUCUGCUUUCAAACUAAGGAAAAAUGUCAAUGGGGUGUUUUGUCUGUCAGUAUCUUUUAAGGUUUAGCUUUCAGGAAGUGUACAUUUGAAACAAAUAUGUGAAAAAUAAUUUAAGUAAUGCAUGUUUAAUUCAUUUAUACUUGAUUUGUUGUCUGUCUUUCUGCUAAUUGUUAUUUUCUGAUGCAGCACAUCUGUCCUUAUGGCAAACUUUCAUAGUAUAGGUGGGCAAUAUUGGUCAUCCUUUGCUCUUCAUCCUAAGUAAAUUGGAAUUUCUUAUCAAAACUCAACCACAGCAAGACUGUUUCUCCAAAUGAACAAAGUAAUGCCAUCACAAUUGAGAUUUGGAGAGGGUGCUGUAUAACACUGACUGGUUCACAUAUUUUGCUCUUUUUGCCAUCAUUCAGCAGAAGUGGUGGUCUGCAAGUUAACUUUUUAAAAUACAGGUUACUCAUUCCCAUUUUAAAGUUCAUAAGUCCCUUGCAUUACUUCAGAUUCUUCAUCAUUUGGUUUGAUUUAGUGGCCUCAAUUUAAGCAAUAGCAGUUAGUGUUUGUUCAAAUUAAUGAAAGCUUAAUUUCUUUAUUUGUGAUAAUAAUGUGCAAGGAAGCAAUUGAUUAUGUGCAUUCCUGAUGUCUCAAUUAUCCUUUUCAUCACUUACAAAUCUCCAGCAUUCUAUCAGUGACUAUAUUGUUCCUCCUAUAAGGCUUAUUUAUAGUUCCUAUCAGAAAAGCUUUACUGCUACCCUGUCUGGAUGCUCUUCCAAUCCUAGAGCCCUAAUGCACCUUUGAAAUCAAACAAAAUCUUAGUUAGAUAUGCUGCCAUUAUAAGGAAAGCUGAAGUCUGAAAGUUAGUGUUCCACAGACAGACAAGGAUCAAGCACAAAGGCAAAUACUUCUGUAAAGCAACUAUAAUGACCUGUUGAAAUGUCAGUAAAGUUAACAAUGUAAAAGCUAGCAGUGCAUCUUGAAUAAGCAAAGUGUUUCAGUAGAUCUCAUCUUCACAGUAAUUUGCUCUGUUGAUGGAGGCAACAAUUUAAUUCAGAUAUCACAUCAAACUAGAGUUAUAGCCUUAACUACACCUCAGGAGUUAGCUGUCCCAUAGAAAGGAAAUUUGAAAACAAAACCAAAUAAAUAGCUCAAAACUGUGACUUGCUUAAAUGUUUGGAAGCUCAAACAAUUCCUCGGUCACUUCAUCGCUUGCUGCAAUACCUGAAUUGAGCCAGAGUGAGCAUCUUGCACAUGCUAUAACAUCUUGCUUUCAUUCAUCAGAAAUUAUGUUCCAAUUCUUUUAGCUAGCUGAAGAGAAGGCAGCAAAUGUGCUCUUGGUUGUUUGGUCGCACAGAAUCCUUUAUGCCUUUCCUCUCUACUCUCUUAACAAGAGCAUCCACAGUGAGAGCUCUGUAUGUAGAAGUAAAAAAUAUGGCUCUAUGCUGGUUCAGGCAGCCUUGGUGCCAACUUCAGGUGCAGCAAGGCCUUUCAUCUAUGGCCACUGCCACCCAAAUUCAAGCACCUGGGGUAGAAACUAGUCCUUCACCCAGAUACAACAUAGCUAUAAUUGCAUGCUUAAAGGCUGAGCAGUGACACCUUCUAUGCUAUUUGGCAGCUGUGCUAUGGAUCAUCUUGGUGUAUUGUCUUCUAUGAAUAUCUAUGAAAUGAUGUGAAAGAUUUGCGUGAUAGUGCAGGAACAAAAGAAUCUCUUUCACUUGGAUUUCAGUUCUGAAUAUUCUGGUCCUCCUCCAGUUAGGCUUCAGCAUCAGAGACAAAAUACUUUUAAAAAGUAUUUUCUUCUAUCACAUCCAAGGAGGCCCAAAACUGUUUUUCAGUCCAUCAUCUGCACAGUAUGGGACAUUUUUUAU
Rhineura floridana is the source of this 7033-nucleotide messenger RNA. It is a transcript of the gene MCC, whose product is annotated as MCC regulator of WNT signaling pathway. Gene Ontology annotation, biological process: negative regulation of canonical Wnt signaling pathway. The transcript has 19 exons. Lineage: Eukaryota; Metazoa; Chordata; Lepidosauria; Squamata; Rhineuridae. Bases 273 to 3314 code for a protein of 1013 amino acids. Gene Ontology annotation, molecular function: calcium ion binding. The record is from RefSeq and is a predicted model, not a curated record. Gene Ontology annotation, cellular component: cytoplasm.